AUGUCGGACGAAGACGACGACGGCGGCAGCAGGAUGCCGGGGGACGACGCGACGACGUCGUCCCACCGGCCGGUCCGGCUCCACGGCAGCCUGGACAUCUGGAUCCACGAGGCCCGGAACCUGCCAAACAAGGACAUCGUCUCCAACACCAUGGGCGGCCUGCUGGGCUUCUCGGCCUGCUCCUCCCCCACCGGCGCUCCUUCCACCAGCGACCCCUACGUCACCGUCCAGCUCGCCUCCGCCACCGUCGCCCGGACCUACGUCAUCCAGGACGACGAGAACCCGUCCUGGUCACAGCACUUCCUCGUCCCCGUCGCCCACUCCACCCCCGCCGUCAGCUUCGUCGUCAAGGACAGCGACGUCUUUGGCGCCGAGCUCAUCGGGGCCGUCGCGAUCCCCGCCGAGCUCCUGCUCGGCGGGGAACGGCUCGAGGGUGCGUACCUGCUGCUCGAGCCGUCGGGGAAGCCGUGCGCGCCCUGCGCCAUGCUCAGGCUCUCCGUGCAGUAUGUCCCCGCGGCCCGGCUCACCAUGUAUCACCACGGGGUCACCGCUGGCCCGGACUUCCCUGGCGUGCCCAACACGUAUUUCCCGUUGAGGCGUGGCGGGAGGGUCACGCUGUACCAGGACGCCCACGUGCCUGACGACGGGUGCUUGCCGGAGAUCAAGCUCGGGGAUGACCGUGGCGGCGCGUCGCCGAUGUGUUACAGGCACGGGCAGUGCUGGCGGGAUUUAUACGACGCCGUGUCGAAGGCGACGAAGCUUGUUUAUAUCACCGGAUGGUCGGUGUUCCACACGAUACAUUUGGUUAGGGACGGUGAUGUCGGUGGGGAGAAGGCGAGGUCGCUGGGCGAUCUGCUCAAGAGGAAGUCGCAGGAGGGGGUCAGGGUGCUGCUGCUCGUCUGGGAUGAUCCGACCUCCAGGAGCGUCCUUGGUAUCCAGAUGGAAGGUUACAUGGGUACACGGGAUGAGGAGACACGGAGGUUUUUCAGGCAUUCUUCGGUUCAGAUACUGCUCUGCCCAAGAGCUGCUGGGAAAAGGCACAGCUGGGUGAAGCAACAGGAGACAGGAACCAUUUUUACUCACCAUCAGAAAACGGUGAUUGUGGAUGCCGAUGCCGGAAAUGGUAAACGGAAAAUAGUUGCUUUCGUCGGAGGACUUGAUUUGUGUGGCGGCCGAUAUGAUACUCCAAGGCACCCACUAUUUCGCACUCUUCAGACAUUGCACAAGGAUGAUUAUUAUAACCCAAACUUCGCGGUACUUGAUGCCCGUGGCCCGAGAGAACCAUGGCAUGAUUUGCAUUCCAAGAUUGAUGGUCCAGCAGCUUUUGAUGUCCUGAAAAACUUUGAGGAGCGCUGGUUAAAGGCGUCCAAACGCAGCGGAGCUAAGAAGUUAUCAAAAGCAUGUAAUGAUACAUUGCUCUGGAUCGAGAGGAUACCUGAGAUUGUAGCUAUUGACGAUGAAAUCUAUGCAAGUGACAGAGAUCCAGAAAGAUGGGAUGUUCAGAUCUUCCGAUCUAUUGAUUCAAACUCUGUCAAAGCUUUUCCAAAAGAUCCACGAGAAGCAACCAGUAAGAAUCUUGUUUGCGGGAAAAAUGUACUAAUCGAUACGAGCAUACAUACAGCUUACGUUACUGCCAUCCGAGCAGCCCAACACUUCAUAUAUAUUGAAAAUCAGUAUUUCCUUGGUUCUUCCUUUAACUGGGAUUCACACACAGAUGUUGGUGCAAAUAAUUUAAUACCAAUUGAAAUAGCCCUCAAAAUUGCUAACAAGAUUUAUGCAAACGAGAGAUUUUCGGCGUAUAUAAUAAUUCCAAUGUGGCCUGAGGGCAACCCUACUGGUGCUCCUACACAGAGAAUUCUGUAUUGGCAGAAAAAAACAAUGCAAAUGAUGUAUGAGAUAAUCUAUGGGGCUCUGAAAGAAGUAGGCCUGGAUGGUAAAUAUGAGCCACAGGAUUACCUCAACUUCUUCUGCCUCGGCAACCGCGAAGCCGAGGAAACUCCUGGCACAUCCAGCGGACCAUUUUCAGCCAGCAAUCCUCAGGAUCAAUCGAGGAAGAACAGGAGAUUCAUGGUGUACGUGCACUCCAAGGGCAUGAUCGUGGACGACGAGUACGUGAUCAUCGGGUCGGCCAACAUCAACCAGAGGUCCAUGGAAGGGACCCGGGACACCGAGAUCGCCAUGGGCGCGUACCAGCCCCAGUACACCUGGGCCAACAUGCUCUCUGCCCCCCGCGGACAGAUCUACGGGUACAGGAUGUCGCUGUGGGCGGAGCACAUGGGGGCGGUGGAGGAGGGGUUCGAGCGGCCGGAGAGCGUGGAGUGCGUGCGGCGGGUGCGGGGGAUCGGGGAGGAGAACUGGAGAAGGUUCGUGUCGGAGGAGGAGGAGGUGAGGGAGUUGAGGGGGCACCUGCUCAAGUACCCCGUCGGCGUCGACCGAGAGGGGAAGGUGGCGCCGCUGCCCGGCUGCGCCGCGUUCCCGGACCUCGGCGGCAACAUCUGCGGCUCCUUCCUCAACAUCCAGGAGAAUCUCACCAUAUGACUAUAUGAGCGGGAAUGUCUGCGGAUCAUUUUGUACCGAGUAGUUCUUUUGUUUUAGAAAGCGAUGAGAAUAUCAAAUUUCCCCUUUUUUAUGUGUAUUUUGCUGGAUCCUCUGCUGCUAGGAUAGAGUAGAAGAAGAAACGCUGUUAAAAAAAAGAGAGAGUAGAAGAAGAAUUCAAAGGUUGUUCUGAUGCCGUUGUGCGAUGUUUUCUUAA
Molecule: messenger RNA, 2752 nt
Organism: Brachypodium distachyon (stiff brome)
Lineage: Eukaryota; Viridiplantae; Streptophyta; Magnoliopsida; Poales; Poaceae
Product: phospholipase D beta 1
Exons: 10
Coding region: 1-2538 (845 amino acids)
Biological process (GO): phosphatidylcholine metabolic process; phospholipid catabolic process
Cellular component (GO): plasma membrane
Molecular function (GO): calcium ion binding; D-type glycerophospholipase activity
Source: RefSeq, a predicted model, not a curated record